GAACCUGGUAGAUGUUUGUAAUUGGCCCUUGAGCCGAAACUCGCUUCGUUUUCCUCGACUAUUUUCCUCUUGAACGAAACUUGGAGUAAUCAGAGUUUCAGUGAACUUUACAUUUGGCUCUUGUGUGGAGUUUUUGUGCAUUUGUUUCAUUGUAAUCGCUCAACAAACGACUUGGAGAGGAUGCAACGUUUCCACUUUGGUUGGUCUUUGGUUCGCUGUUGCUUGGUUUUACUCGGACUUUGGACAAGUCAUGCACAAGAAUGCGGCCAGCCACCUCUACAGAGCAGGAUAGUUGGAGGAUUUGACGCUGCUGAAGGUCACUGGCCGUGGCAGGUCGAUAUACAGGGUUCGGGAGUACAUGUAUGUGGAGGAACACUCAUUUCUGAGACCUGGGUUUUGUCUGCAGCUCACUGUUUCCCAAAUCCUUCGGACACGUCCCAGUACCUGAUCUAUGCAGGGCGUCUGCAGCUGAAUGGCUGGAACCAGUACGAGACGACACAUCGGGUUAAUCGUGUGGUGGUGCCAUAUGGCUACACGGACCCACAGCUGGGCCAGGACAUUGCUUUAGUGGAGUUGACUACCCCAGUCAUCUGGUCUAAUCAUGUCCAGCCUGUGUGUGUUCCUAAUGCAGAUGUUUCAUUUCCUGGAGGAACCAUGUGCACCAUCACUGGCUGGGGAGACAUUAGAGACGGAGUCUCUUUGCAAGGGGUGGGAACUCUGCAGCAGGUGCAGGUGCCAAUCAUUGAUCAAACUGCCUGCCAGGACAUGUUCCAGAUCCAAGCCACAGAGCAGGUUAAUAUUCGCUUUGACAUGCUGUGUGCUGGCUUUCAAAAGGGGGGAAAAGAUUCCUGCCAGGGGGAUUCUGGAGGACCGCUGGUGUGCCAAACAUCUAGUGGCAUUUGGCUGCAGGUUGGCAUUGUGAGCUUCGGACUGGGAUGUGCCCAGCCUAACCGGCCAGGAGUCUACGCUAGAGUGUCAGCCUUUUCCAACUUUAUUCAGAGCAAUGUUCAAGGAAUACAACUGAGUAGCACAGCAGAUCACAACUGGACUGGCUGGCUCAUCAUACUCACCAGGACUGUAAUCGCAUUAACUUUGGCACAGCUUCUGAGAUAAUUAACUGUUCUGAAACUUAUCAAACACCAAGGGAAGGAUAAAUUCACAAACCUCAGGGGACAUUAAUAAGAGGCAAUGCAGAGACUGUGAUCCUGUUUUUAAACUGUAUAUUGAAUAAAUUUUUUUUACUUGC
Messenger RNA from Tachysurus fulvidraco (yellow catfish), 1246 nucleotides. RefSeq lists its product as uncharacterized. The transcript has 7 exons. Gene Ontology annotation, molecular function: serine-type endopeptidase activity. Gene Ontology annotation, biological process: proteolysis. The record is from RefSeq and is a predicted model, not a curated record. Bases 181 to 1113 code for a protein of 310 amino acids. Lineage: Eukaryota; Metazoa; Chordata; Actinopteri; Siluriformes; Bagridae.